AUGAAGUUUCCAUCUAUUUCUUCAUCGAUGAAUCUUUGCGCUUCAUCAACACUUCCGCAAAAAGUCUGCAAAAUUGCUGCGAUUUCCUCUUUGGUGGUGGUCGAGUUGAUUCGUUGUUCAUUUACUGUAAAAGCUGAGCUUGUAGAUAUUCCUUCUCCUUCCAUUAAAAUUACUAUUAUCUCUAGAUCUGGUGUUGAAAAAAGAAUAACAAUAAACUUUUUAACCCUUUGGUGGAUUGAGGGUGCAUCAACAUUGAAAUAA
Messenger RNA from Cavenderia fasciculata, 261 nucleotides. RefSeq lists its product as uncharacterized. The transcript has 2 exons. The record is from RefSeq and is a predicted model, not a curated record. NCBI's taxonomy places the organism in Eukaryota, Evosea, Eumycetozoa, Acytosteliales, Cavenderiaceae. The coding region runs from base 1 to 261 and encodes 86 amino acids.